AAUAUGGCGGGUUACCGAUAUACAUGCACUACGUGUCGGUAGUUUUGUUUAAUGCAGACGCCUGGUCUGGGGGUGUCCUCUCAGGCGCAGCCCAGUGCCCUCCACCGCCACCACCUAAAAGCUUCCGCGGGGCAACCUGGUCGCGGCAUGUACCUUAGAAGGCGCACGGGGGCGGGCACGCGCACGUGAGGACUUCCGGGGAGCGAGCGCGCCGCCACCGCCUCAGAGCCGGGCAGGGUUAGCCGGUGGUGGGGCUUGAAGGUGAUGUCCCCGAUGGAGGGCCGUGAAGCCACUUCACUCGCUCGUUCUGCAAUCGCGGCUGGCGACUCGGUCCCCUCAUCGUCAUGAGAGAAGACAGUGACCUGAAGCAAAGCAAUCUGGAUCACAGAAAAAGUAUUCAAGGGUCAUGCAAGCCAACUGUAGCCAAUUGCACAGUCCUCCAGGAGCUGUAGGCAGUGAGGAUGCCUCAGUCUCCCAGUGUGUCCACACAAGAUUGACAGAAGGUUCUUGUCUUCAUUCUGGAGAUGUGCAUAUCCAAAUAAAUUCCAUACCUAAAGAAUGUGCUGAAAACCCAAGCUCCAGAAAUACAAGGUCAGGUGUCCAUAGCUGUACCCAUGGAUGUGUACAUAGUCGCUUACGGAAUCACUCCCAUAAUGAAGCAAGGCAGCCUGAUAAUACUUCCAUGGAAUCUGGAGAUCAUGGUAGUAACUCCUUCUCAGAAUUCCAAUCUCUCUUCAAGUGGCUGCAAAAAAGUCUUCCAUAUAUUCUGAUUCUGGGUGUCAAACUUGUAAUGCAGCAUAUAACAGGAAUUUCUCUCGGAAUUGGACUGCUUACAACUUUUAUGUAUGCAAACAAAAGCAUUGUAAAUCAGGUGUUUCUAAGAGAAAGGUGCUCAAAGAUUCAGUGUGCUUGGUUACUGGUAUUCUUAGCAGGAUCUUCUGUUCUUUUAUAUUACACCUUUCAUUCUCAGUCACUUUAUCACAGCUUAAUUUUUUUAAAUCCUACUUUGGACCAUUCAAGCUUCUGGGAAGUACUUUGGAUUGUUGGAAUUACAGACUUCAUUCUGAAAUUCCUCUGCAUGGGCUUAAAAUGCCUUAUUUUAUUGGUGCCUUCCUUCAUCACACCUUUUAAAUCCAAGGGUUACUGGUAUAUGCUUUUGGAAGAACUGUGUCAGUAUUACCGAACUUUUGUUCCCAUACCAGUUUGGUUUCGUUACCUUAUAAGCUAUGGGGAGUUUGGUAAUAUAACUAGAAGGAGUCUUGGGAUAUUGCUGGCUUUACUCUACCUCAUCCUAAAACUUUUAGACUUUUUUGGACAUCUAAGAAAUUUCAGGCGGGUUUUGCAAAUAUUUUUUACACGACCGAGUUACGGAGUGGCUGCCAGCAAGAGACAGUGUUCAGAUGUGGAUGAUAUUUGUUCAAUAUGUCAAGCUGAAUUUCAAAAGCCAAUUCUUCUCAUCUGCCAGCAUAUAUUUUGUGAAGAGUGCAUUACCUUAUGGUUUAACAGAGAGAAGACAUGUCCGCUGUGCAGAACUGUGAUUUCAGACCAUAUAAACAAAUGGAAAGACGGAGCUACUUCAUCACACCUUCAGAUAUAUUGAGUUGUAUAAACUUUUAAGGCCACAAAACACUGAAGUGUUGUAGUCCAGUUCAUCAAAAGAUUGAAAGAACCCCAUGUUUUAAAAUAUAUGUAUGUUGAACUGAAUGCAUAUGCAAUAUUAUUCUAUCUUAAUUGACA
Messenger RNA from Artibeus jamaicensis (Jamaican fruit-eating bat), 1737 nucleotides. RefSeq names its product ring finger protein, transmembrane 1 (gene RNFT1). Gene Ontology annotation, cellular component: endoplasmic reticulum. Lineage: Eukaryota; Metazoa; Chordata; Mammalia; Chiroptera; Phyllostomidae. The transcript is spliced from 9 exons. The record is from RefSeq and is a predicted model, not a curated record. Gene Ontology annotation, molecular function: ubiquitin protein ligase activity. Gene Ontology annotation, biological process: positive regulation of ERAD pathway. The coding region runs from base 407 to 1600 and encodes 397 amino acids.